AUGGGCUGCAUAAAGAGCAAAGAGGACAAAGGCACCGCGAUGAAGUAUCGGCAAGAGAAUUCCGCUGGAUCGGACCCUAACACCACCGCCGCCACACCUCACAUCGGUCACUACGGGCCGGACCCCACCCAGCUGCAGCAGAAUCAACCUCCCUCGUCCACAUCGAGCUCCGGGGCUGCGAACUUCAAUCACACCCUCACGCCGUUCGGGGGAUCCUCGUCUGCUAUGACUCCCUUUGGAGGGGCGUCGUCCUCCUUCACCGGGCCGGUGUCCAACUCCUUCUCUGGUGCUGUCUCCAGUGAGUACAGUUGAAUCAGAGGAUAAUAUUACAACGUUGUUAACUGUCUUCACUUCAUAUUCUGAAUACACCUUGCAGCCAUUUUGCCCUUUCCAUGACUCUUAUUAUUAAUUCAUCCUGAAAAGUUGUUUUAUCUAUUAUGAAUAUUUUUCCCUAAAAGUAUUUUCAUGAUGCGCUUCUCCAUUCUGUCCUCCCUUUGAAUAACCCACCAUGGUUUUAGACCCACUACCUAGAUGGCUAUUGGUACCAAAAUUAGCAGCUCUUUCCUUGGCGUCAUUUGGAUGCACCACUUUUACUCUGUCUCUAUUUUUGUAAUACAAUAAAUCAAAAAAAAGGAAAAAAACACUGAUCCUAUUAUCUGUUACUAUGCUUACCCAACAUGUUGCUGUCACAUCCAACUAUAUUUUCUUUAUUCGACUCAACACAGACCUUACUAUCAGCUGUUAUCAUCCCCCGAGUGUCCAAGCAGCCAACAGCUUUCCCCAGAGAGCUAAAAUACGGGAUUGUUUGGGUGGGAUUUAUGUUGUAAUCCUCCUCCAUGUUGGAUUAUCUGCUCCCAGGAGGAGGAGAAGGUGGCACCUAGCAUGGUGUUUGUUUUCUGCUGGAGAUAAUGGGAUUACUGUUGUCGGUGGUUGGUAUAUGAAUCUCAUCUGCCUGCAGUGUGGUCGCUCAGUAGGUAGACUGUUUUCAGUGAUUGUUGGAGGGAUGAGCUCAGUGAUGAUGAACUUUGUUUUAUAUUGUAUAUGUAAGGACAUUUUUCUGAUGAUGCAGUAGACUCCAAAACAGCAGGGGGCAGUAAUGCACUUAAAUCCUGGUUUAAAAAGGGGAAUUUGCAGGAUUACUUUAAACAGAACCCAAUGAUAUCAUAAUAACGAUGAAAACCAUGUACUGCAUCACUAUGUCGGAUUAACUGGAAAAUACAGAAUGAACAAGUGCAGAUCAUUAGUUGUAGGUAGUUACAGUAUAUAGUUGGCUAUAUUGUUGUGAUAUUUUCAAAUUAAAGUUUAGAUAUUUUUUGCAAGUGAUCAUUUUAUCGCACCAAUCAGAUUAACCAAAUCAAAAGUGCAUAUUAUGAACUUUUAUCAAGUUUUAUUUUAGUGGUCCUGUUAGGAACUUUUGGCUCAUGUUGAUUUCUGGCAAAAUAAUCUCUUCCUGCUGACCCCUGACGGUCAAAUGAAUCAUUUAUUAUGAAUAUCUUAUCUGGAAAUCAUAAAAACAAAUGUUUCAAAGACAUUUUUUACAAGUUUAUGAGGUAUUUCAUUGUCACACGUGGGUCCGUUUUCUGUGUCCAGGUGGUGUUACAUUCUUCGUGGCCUUGUACGACUAUGAAGCUCGAACAUCUGAUGAUCUUUCGUUCAAAAAAGGAGACCGCUUCCAGAUCAUCAACAAUACGUAAGAAUCCUCUUUUUUAGUCUAAAAACCAGUUAUCGAAGACCUGUUUUCUUUCAUGUUUUAAUUCUAAGUGCAUUUGCUGCUUGUGUUAUCUGGAUUCAUAAAGGAUUUUGAUUUCAUUUUCGUCCACAUGCUGGAUGUCAGAUUUCUUUUAUUUUUCAUGUGCGGUAUAAAUGUCGCCUGAGGUUACAGCAUUGUUAUGUUAAGUAGGUUGGUUUCAUUCAAAUGUCAUUAUGACAGUGUUUCUUAGUUAUGCCUCACAAUUGAAAAACGGCUCAAAUGUUUUUUCCAAAUACAGAAGAAAAUGACAUAAAAAGAGGAAAAUGCCUCAUGUGGCAGGAGAAAAGAUGAAGGCAGUUAUUCACUAUUGUUAACCUGUCUUCACUAGAAUAUCAAUCAUAGCAGGUUGUAUUAAUUCCAGUCCUUUAAUGCCUGUGAUAUGUAGCCAAUGAGUUAUUUGUUUGAUCAUUCUUGUGUCUCGCUCCCCUGCAGAGAAGGAGACUGGUGGGAGGCUCGCUCCAUCAACACGGGGAGGAAAGGCUACAUCCCGAGCAAUUACGUGGCCCCUGCUGACUCCAUCCAGGCCGAAGAGUAAGCUUUUGUCGCUGCUUGUUGUUCCUGUCUCACUCCAUCCAUUGAUUCUAACCCGAUCGUGCAACUAGCAUGAAAAGAAAAUUUAUGUUGUUUUUUGUGUUUCUUUCUUCUUGGUAGAUGGUACUUUGGAAAAAUGGGACGCAAAGACGCUGAGAGGCUGUUGCUGAAUCCAGGGAACCAUCGAGGAACUUUCCUGGUGCGAGAAAGUGAAACUACGAAAGGUGAUGAUCACUUCAGAGAGUACCAUCAAGUCAAAAAGGGGUCUUAAAAUUCCAAUGUUUGGAGGAUUAAAUAAAGUUUCUUUCCUUGUUUACUCUAGGUGCUUACUCUCUCUCCAUACGAGACUGGGAUGACACCAAAGGAGACAAUGUGAAACACUACAAGAUCCGCAAGCUGGACAGCGGAGGGUACUACAUCACCACCAGAGCGCAGUUUGAGACGUUACAGAAGCUGGUCAAACACUACACAGGUAUGUGCGACUCUCUCUCUCUCUUUCUGAGCUCAGUUAUCAUCCAUUAUGUCCUUCAUCACACCAGAAAAAUAAGUCUUCGUCACACCUUCUACUCUGUUGCUGCAUUCACGUGCUCCUCGGACGGCUCCAGUUUCCGAGUUGAGGCGUCGUUCUUCUGACCUUGGUGUGUUCAUUUGCUUUCAGUUCUGUUUCAUCGUUACCAGAAAAAGUUAGAUAAUGAGUUAAAUAAACUCUAAAAUAUUGCUUUAGCUCAUCUACUUGUUAUCAAGAGUUACCAUACUUGUGUUAUUAAAGAGCUUUUCUAAAACCAAACAGUUACAUCAUAUUUCAAACUAUAUUAGAGCAAAAAGUUGAUGUGCAGUCUGUGAGUUCAUUAAAAGUCUCUCAACAUUAACAAAAUAUCAUCUGCCCGCCAUGUUGAUGAUGAACAUGACGUCAAGUUGGUAAGUUGGGCACCGAUGUCUCACCUGAGUUUCUGAGUUGUUGUUCUGACUCCAGCAGGCGUUCACGGGCAACUCAGAAACUCAUUUCUCCAACGUGUCCGAAUUCACCUGAAUGCAGCAUGUGCCACUGUGCAGUUUCAUGUGCCACCUGCAGCUCACUGUACCGAUGAAACUCCUGUAAUGUUGAUCAUUUUCCUCUGACCUCUCAAUACGGAUGGGACGCUUGAAUUCUGUUAUCCUGCUGUGGCCGGGUUCAUAGACAGAAUUUAGUUAUUUAACAGCUAGCUAACAGGCGCUAUCUUAUACAACUUUUGUUUUUGUUGUUAAUAAUGGAAGUUAGGUAAUUUAAAGGGAUAUUCCGGUGUAAAUUUAAUUCAGGGUCAAACACACUGUAAUACCGAGUUAGACACCCCCUCGAGAGAUUAAUGUUGCCGACUGCUUGCUUCUCUAGUUAUACCAACUUUAGGAACGACCGCACGAUAGCAAUACACAGCGGUCUACAUCUCCACGCGCACACCUUAACCAAAACGCCACUCUAUAGCCACAAAUAAUGCUCAGAACAGCACCUAACUUCAUCAACAGUACAUAUAGGGUAAUUAGGUGCUGUUCUGAGCAUUAUUUGUGGCUAUAGAGUGGCGUUUUGGUUGAGGUUUGUUUAUGGCUCCUCAGACUGCUGUGUAUUGCUAUUGUGCGGUCGUUACUAAAGUUGAUUUAACUGAAGAAGCAAGCUGUCGGCAACAUUCAUCUCUUUAGGGGAUGUCUAACUCAGUGUUGCGUGUUUGACCCUAAAUUAAUUUUAUGCUGUAUAAUGACACAUGUCUACAGGUUUUCACUCUCUUUUCUGGUUCUGAUUUAUCAAAUAGUGACAAAAUGAUAUAAAUUUGAUUCAUUUCUUUCAUUUGAAACCUGGAACACAGCAGUGCAACGUUACAAUAACAGCAUUUAAACUCCCCAACCUUAGUGUGACAGCAGAGGGAAAUGGCUGCUGAGUAAAUGUGAUGAGUAGUUCUCAGAGUGUUACCAAGGGAGAUGAAAUGCAUUUAGUUUUUAUGAACAAUUGAUGCAGCAGUCAUGAUCCAUGUCUUUUGCCUGAGGAGGACUCGAGGACUAAAUCUCUGUCAUUCCACUUGCUUUCAGUCUGACUCUGCAGAGGCUUUCAGCGCGUUUAAAAAGCCACUUCAUCUCAUUUAUAUUUCAUCACAGUUGGUAUAAGAGUUUGAUUUCAUCCACAUCAAAUGGAAUGAAUUGAUGCAUGAAGCAGACUGGCUCUCAAACGCUGUAUCCUGCUGGUUCAAAGAAACGUGGCUGCGUGAGUCUGGCACCGCUGGGUGUAAUGUAGCGUUUUGAUCUGCGUGUCUUGCUUUAUCACAGAGCACGCCGACGGGCUCUGCCACCGGCUGACCACGGUCUGUCCCACAGUCAAGCCUCAGACCCAAGGGCUGGCCAAAGACGCUUGGGAGAUUCCUCGAGAGUCAUUGCGGCUGGAGCUGAAGCUGGGUCAGGGCUGCUUCGGAGAGGUCUGGAUGGGUAAGGCGAAGACUUUUUUUUUUUCCCUGGUACCGAGCAUCUGUUUAUUAUUUGAUUGUAAUUAUCCUGAUUUGAACAUAAGCAAAAGAUCUGCGCAGAUUUAUAGAGGCAAUAUGAUGUUGUUUGCAUAAACCGAACACACACACAAACACUCUGAAGUCUGUGUUUAUUGUGUCUGUUUUUGUCCAAACUGGGGAAUUAUCCACUUCCUGCAGUCGCUUCCUCUGUUUGUUGUAAAUCUCCAGAGAUGGUCAAAAAUGAUUUGUUGCCUUCUUAACUGCGAACUCAUAUCCGCUCAUCCUUUCUGCCAGGAGUGCAUGCAUGACGGCACAUGUCUGAGCAAUUACAAGCCUUAAUUAAUGAUAUUGUUCUGCUCACACCCCAUUAACAACACUGAUUACCUUUGGGGGGGCCUGUGGGUUUUUUUCUACCCUCGUUUUUAUCUAUGCAGGCACAUGGAACGGCACAACAAAGGUGGCUAUUAAGACGCUGAAACCAGGCACUAUGUCGCCUGAGGCCUUCCUCCAAGAGGCUCAGAUUAUGAAGAAGCUGAGACACGACAAGCUGGUGCCUCUGUACGCCGUCGUGUCCGAGGAGCCGAUUUAUAUCGUCACAGAGUACAUGGCCAAAGGUACGCACACUCAAACCUGAAUCCUAUCCUCUAAACUGGCAUAUUUAAUUAGGAAAUACACUAAAUUUCUAAGAACUUCCAGCCUUGCAGGAUAAUAAGACUCAGCUGUUUCCUGUCACUCUCAUGAGGUCUCUUUAAAAAAAAAAGACGCACAACAACAACAACAGGCUUUCAGACUCAGAAGUGGGCGCUGCUUUAGUGUCUCGAGCACUGCAGUCACAUCAAAUCCAUGCAUGAUGAUUCCCUCAAAGGGAAAAAUGUAAAUUUUAUGGAUGUUUUAAUUAACAUACAGAUGUACAGAUUGAAGGUUGUUGAAAAUCCCCUGUGGUCGCCUGAGGUCUGAAACUGGGAUGUUUAAUUGGAAACGGCUUUAGUCUUUCAGAAAGCUUCAACUGCAGUGCGUUUUUUUCAGACCUCAACUCUAUAACACAUGCUACUUUGUGUUUAUGAAUGUCUAAAUGCCUGGUAUUUGUUAAAACUUCUAAAACCAUUUCUGCUCCCAAGGCUGGAAAUUAUAAUGUCACUGUAGAUGCAACACCAAGCCUGAUAUAUUAUACAGUUAAAUUCCCUUUCAGGUAUAGAGUGGACUGAGGGCUUCGUUAAAAUAUUUAACAAUUCAUGUACGGGGGCAUUAGUAUGCAGGUGGUAUCAUUUAUUGCUCAUACAGUAUAUAUCAUGCCUGCUCUGCAUUUAUGGCUUUUCACUGAUUUUAUAGGCAGCCUGCUCGACUUCCUCAAAGAGGGCGACGGCAAAUUUCUGAAGCUCCCACUGUUGGUGGACAUGGCUGCUCAGGUGAGACAAACAACAACAACAAACAUCUGCAUUUUCAGACUGGUCCUGUUUCCCCCCAACGAGUGACUUACAGUGAGGAAGAGCUCCUGAAAGUUGAGGAAUACCUGUGAGGUCUUAGGGUGUAACACCCAAAAUUUACAGCAGGAUACGAUAGGAUACGAUAAGAUAAGAUAAGACAAAAAUUGAAAGAUAAAGAAACUUUGAGUUAAAAAGAAAGGUAUGUACAUGUGUCAUAUUUACAUCUGUACAGAAUUUACAUAAUAAUAUGAUUAUAUAGAUGAUUGAAUAGAUGUUUACAUUCUGGUUUCAAAUCCAAUUUUUCAUUCAUACACUCUGCACACGUUUUUUUAAUAUAAUUAAUUCUAUAAGGAUAAUAAAGAGGUGAGGGGGUUAAACAUAAAUUUGCAUAAGCAGGUCACGACUGAGCUCACUGACAAGACGGCACAUUGUAGCUGUAUGCCAGGAGGGCUGAACGCCAGCCUCAGCUCCACCUCUUUGCCCACAGCUAGGUCAACCAAAAAUUAGGCUGAGUCAGCGUUUUUUAAUGUGGUUAGGCUUCGUAAUGCUGUAGGUGAGCUCAUCGAGACUGCAUCACUGUUUUAUAUACACUGUACUGACACACUGAACCCCAGAAUGGCGCACAAUUGGAGUCCCGAAGUUUGAUUACAAAUUGCGUAUUGUCGUUGUAGAAGCGUAAGAGGGAUACCGUCUCUCCCGUUACACUUCUGUUACUACCUUUAACUAAUAAAUAAUCUAAACUUUGAAUAAUCUGAGCACAUACAAGGAGUGCCAGUCUGUUUUUGUUUUUCUCAAUGAACUUACUCGCCAAGAAAUGCAGCAAACCAAGAAUAGCUUACCCUAAAGUGAAUUUGAAUCUGUUUUCAUACUUAAGUUUGAUCUGUCGAUUUCAAAGAGAGAUAUUCGGGAGAGAAGGAUGAAUUAAUCGUUACAAACUUGACAAGUUAGUGAAGAAAUACGAUAAAAAUAAGCAUUUUGGUUUUUUAUUUGUUGUUCGAGAGCAGAAUCUGUGUCAGUGAGUCAUGAAGUUCAGACUUCUAUUUUAAGCCUCCGAUUUUAAAUAAAGAGCGACAGCCUCUGGUAAACAUAACUUCCACUCCCAGAUUUGGCACACUUUGCUCUUCUUUCAUUAUUUGACUGCUUUUGAAGCCUUGGACGUCUGAGAUGCUAAAAAUUAUUUGCGGAAGCCGCCGUCAUGAGACGCUGUCACAUUUUUGGUUUUCUCUCUUCAGAUCGCAGACGGCAUGGCUUUCAUUGAGAGGAUGAACUACAUCCACAGGGACCUGCGCGCCGCAAAUAUCCUCGUUGGCGACAACCUGGUGUGCAAGAUCGCUGACUUUGGUCUGGCCAGGUUGAUAGAGGACAAUGAAUAUACGGCGAGGCAAGGUGGGCACACUCAUACACACACACACACACACACACGCACACACACACAGAGUCUGAGUCACAGGUGAAUGUGGUGUCAGGGCAGAAAUAGAUGGAGCUGUGACCUCGCAGCAAGGAUGACUCCCAGUUGUCCCCUAUCGUGGUGAAUUAGGAUAAUAGUGGAAACCAGAUGCUCUUGCUCACUCUAAUUGGUUGCUCAGUCCACACGCUGUGAGAGUUCAUCACACUGUCAGCUCUUUAAAGGGCUAAUUCACCCAAAAAUUACUAAGAGUUCUUAUUCACUCCACUUACACGGAUAAUUUUAGCCUCAUUCACUCCAGUUUUUGAAGUUCUGUCAAAUCUGAAGACCUCCUCUGUCAUGAAAGCUGUUGUCUUAAUUUACACAAAACUCCUGAAAAUUUUCCCCAAAAAUUUUGCAGAAAUUUUGCAGAAAUUUUCCUGCCUGAAUAUGUGAAAGGGGCUAUUAUUUGUGAACUAAACACACUAACAAUGAAGAUAUUGUUGCAUCCCUGGUUUGGUUGUCAAAGUUUUUGACAAUGUCGAUUAUUUUUUUGUGACUACAUGCUUUAAAUGAUACAACAUUCAAUAUUUUUACAUUUGGUAGAAGCAAAAAAGAAAAAAAGGGGCUGUAAGAGGAUCCACAUUUAUAUUGUCAUAUUAUCAAAUGAUUUCUAAGUUUCUUUCUUAGGAAACAUCAUUUUUUGCCCUUAAAACAGUGAGUAUAUUGUUGGUGUUCUGCUCUAGGGUAUCGAAUACUGGAUUACUUUCACUGGAAUUAUAUGGAAAUGAAAAUUUUAGUAUUGUGACAACCCUAGUCCCCGCCGUAGGAAAACCCUGGAAUGACCCUCGCUCUUCCUACUCUCAAAAACAGGUCAAAUAAGACAGAAUUAUCAGCAAUAUUUAAAGUGAGAUUCAGCCUUGGAGUCCAUUACAGGUUCACUGUUUUCUCCCAGUGUAUCAACCUUCGUCUUUUUACGGCGUAGCUUUGAUUAUUCUCACAGAUUUUGAUGGUAUAUACAUAUAUAUAUUUAUAUUCCCCGCACAAAGGCUUUUCAAAAUGAUGUGGCCUGAUUAUGAUGUCAUUGUGUGUCACUGGAAUAAAGCUGCUACGCCCUCUAGUGGCGUCACCUCACCUGAACCCUCCUGCUCUCUGUACCCAACAGGAGCCAAAUUCCCCAUCAAAUGGACGGCUCCUGAGGCCGCCCUCUACGGACGUUUCACCAUUAAAUCAGACGUCUGGUCCUUUGGGAUCUUACUCACUGAGCUCGUCACCAAAGGCAGAGUGCCCUACCCAGGUAAGCGACCGUGACAGCGCACAUACACACACACACACACAAAGUCAGACGGGUCUUUGGGUGGUAAUUCACAGCAGGAAUUAUCAGCUUUCAGUCUGUCAGGAGGCGUCAAGCUGGCGCGCUCAUUAAUGACAGAGGAUGAAGAGAAGCUGUCUGAUAUUGUCUGCGCUGGUUGUUUAUGCCUCUGCAGGGGGAACAGUGACAGUGACAUCCACACACUGACACCCUCUCACACACACGCACACACUCACACUUGAGAUUAGACGAGACCAUCUGGUGGAGGGCGAUCAGGAGAUUGAACACCACUCUUGUUUAUAACCAUCUGCCAGACUGACGCUGCCCCGGGGAGCAGGGCCUGCAGUGCUCUGCAACACCUUCGAACAACACCACAUUAUUAAAGACAUGGAGCUUAAAGGCCUAAUAAACUCGGUUUUACAAGUUUGAUUUACUUCUAAAGAAAUAAUUUGACUCUUUUAAGAUUAUGAUUUUUCUUUCUCCACAUAAUGGUGACUGGUAAAUGCAAAAAAUCAACCAACCCCAUAUUUGCUUUUGAGGAAAUGUAAAGAAAGCCUUUUUCCUCUGCCAGCUGUUAAUCAUCUGGGCAGACUCCUACCCCUUCACAGCAGUCCGGGCAUUAAAGGAUAUUCCAGCGUAAAAUUAAUUUAGGGUCAAACACACUGUAAUACCGAGUUAGACACUCCCUCGAGAGAUAAAAGUUGCCGACCACUUGCUUCUCUAGUUAUACCAACUUUAGCAAUGACCACACGAUAGCAAUAGAAAGCGGUCUGAGGAGACAUAAACAAACCUCAACCAAAACGCCACUCUAUAGCCACAAAUAAUGCUCAGAACAGCACAUAACUUCAUCAACAGUACGUAUAGGGUCCCAUCCAUAGCACUAUCCACCAAAUAUCUUUUUAACUUUGCCUGAUUUCUCUCUAGUCCAUUACAGACUACAGCUCAAGGGGCGGCACAGCUCAAGGAAGAACAUUUAUGAUCAUUUCAUUAUCAUUUCCUUGAAGUAAUAAUCAUCAUAUUAAUCAUUUUACACUGCAGACACGGUAGUUCUUCUGCCUUAGCAUCUUGGUCUGAUUGCAUUUCCAUGAAGAAAUGAUCAUAAAUGUUCUUCCUUGAGCUGCGUAACCCCGCUGUAUUCUGUAAUAGACUGGCCUGAGGUAUCGCUUCAAACAAGCAGCUGCUGGAUGGCAGAGAAAUAGUCAAUGUUGUUGUGGAUGGUCUUGUUUGCUUUUGUAGGUCAUUGAGAUGCAUCAGUAUUAAUUAAAAACCAUUUUAUGUCCAGUUAAAAACUCCUCACUGUAGCUUUAAUAUAAAACUGCAGCAAGCAGCUUUGUGUGGCAAACACUGGAAACAGUUGGACACAGCUGGUACAAAAUCAUCCCAAUAGCAACAACUCAGGACUACUUUUCCUACUGGAUAGGAGAUGGAAAUAAGUUGUAAAUGAGCUGUAGUAAUACUUUCAAAACAGUCCAGGUCAGCCAAGUUAAGUCCAUCUGCUAAGCUAAGCUAAACAUUUUUUUGCUUAAGGUUUAAAUGGAUGGACCUUUAAUGUUUAGAAAAGUGAUCAAAGGCUCUGACAGAUUUUUAUGUCUCUGUUUCCUCAGGAAUGGUGAACCGGGAGGUCCUGGAACAGGUGGAGCGAGGUUACCGCAUGCCCUGCCCUCAAGGGUGCCCUGAGUCCCUACAUGAGAUGAUGAAGCUCUGCUGGAAGAAGGAGGCGGAUGAAAGACCGACUUUCGAGUACCUGCAGUCCUUCUUGGAGGACUACUUCACCUCCACAGAGCCACAGUACCAACCUGGAGAGAACCUAUAG
Molecule: messenger RNA, 10676 nt
Organism: Xyrichtys novacula (pearly razorfish)
Lineage: Eukaryota; Metazoa; Chordata; Actinopteri; Labriformes; Labridae
Source: the annotation of a GenBank genome assembly